UGCAGUGUUAUAUUGUCCUGAUUCGGUGCGUACAGAUUUACAUCGUGCACAAGAUACCUUUACUAUAACGCACACUCCAACUGGGGUGCAUGUUUGGUACCUUUUGCUGCGAACUUACUGGCACUCCAUGCACGGAAUAUUUCAUUCAGAUAAGCUAUCUAAAGUGAAAAAGCCAGGGGAAGUUUGAAUCUGAUGGUGGAAAUGGCUCAAACCGACCCAUCGGCCUACUUAAAUCCAUUUAGCACACUCAAAUCUGAUCACAAAAGAAACGACAGAUUUAAGAGCCAGUCGCAUAAGCAUGCGAGAGCGCUGCCAUGCAAGAAUGGAGCUGGGUUUAAAGCCUGUAAGUUGCUCCGCGCAUUAGUCCUUUUAGCUACGGUUUUAGCGGUUGGCAGUGCAAAUCUCAUCGAAGGAAGAUCAGCCUCCAUACAACCACGUAACGGAUCAGUCCUAUCCAACACAACAAACACUUCGAAGCUUCAGCCAGGCAGCGGCGAUGAAUCCGACCCUCUCCAUCUGGCUUGCGCCGAGAUAUCUUUGGUAUGCCAUCAUUACAACCGGAUGGUGCCCCAGUCUAUCAACUUCACUGCGGAGGAACGAGAAAGGAACGUGACAUGUGAAAUAGGGUCAGAGGCAGAACGGUCUGAACAGUGCACGACGGUGGUUCGAAUUAUUGUGGACAUCUUGCAAAUCAAGGAUGUCAACGAAGAAUUCGGUAUAGUCCGCCUUUUGAUGGUGCUCAGACAAUUCUGGUCAGACGGGAGGCUAGACCUUGCUCCCGAGUACAGAGACACCUGCCCGUACAUUCAGGAGGUGAACAAUGGCAGUGCGGGUUAUGUGCCGUCAGAAGCCCAUCGUAAGGUGUGGGUCCCUGAUCUGUACCUCAUUCGAGUCGAGGAAGUGUAUAGACCCGAGAUUCUGGCGGCAGCGGAGACUUUCCGAGUGGACGAGCACGGUAACGUCACGUACGUGAUGUUUGGUGUCUUCAAGCUGUCUUGUCCGAUGGACUUCCAGAACUUUCCAAUGGAUGUCCAGUAUUGUCCGAUUUACAUAGAAAGCUGGCGCCUGGAGCAGGCAAUCCAGACGAUUAUGUGGGAUCCGCACAGCACCGUCGGAGUCAGUUCAGAUUACAGCCUCGACCAGUUCUCAUUUGGCUUGCGCAUAUUGAAAGUAGGAGACUUCGAAUACGCCACCGGGACCUUCUCACGGAUCGGCGUCGCUCUCAUCUUCUCCCGCAAACUACAGUUUUACGUGCUCCAGAUAUACUUCCCCACUGUGCUGUUCGUCAUCAUCUCUUGGAUGACAUUCAUCAUCCCGCCAGCGUAUGCGCAGGGCCGCAUCAUCCUGACCAUAACCACCAUGCUGACGCUGGCCGCGCUCUACUCCCUCGUCAGCAUGCACUCGCCGUCGACAUCCUACAUCAAGGCCAUCGACGUCUGGAUGUUCGUGUGCCUGUUGUUCGUGUUCGCCGCCGUCGUCGACUGCCUGAUCGACAUCCGGCUGCUGUUUGUCGUCUCGCAGUCGUACAAGCAAGAACGGCUCGGGUUUCUCACGCCCGUGUCGGUGGCGCUGGUCGAGAACCGCCGCGUCUUCGACGACCUGUUCGGGGGGCUGGACGACGAGCCCGCCGCCACGCCGUCCGUCUUCUUCGACGCGCCGAGUCGGCCGGAGCUGCCGCCGCCGUCGCCGGCCACCCGGCUCUUCAAUUCGAUACUGCGCCGGUCAGACGCGGCCGAGAACCGUGGCGGACUGGCGGUGAACUUCGCGGCCGAGGUGGAGCAGUCUGCCCCGCCGCCGUCGGCCGCCCACGCCGAUACGGCCUCCGAGCGGUGGACGCGUGCCGCCAAACACUUCGAGAAGGCCUCGUUCGUCGUGUACCCGGCCGCCUUCUUGCUCUUCAACGUCUGCUACUGGGCGUACUAUCUGAACGCGGCGCGGCCGCCCGACAAGCUGGCAGAAGAGAUGCGGCUAGGCUUCACGCCAAAGCCGCGCGAGAGCUAGCCGGCGGCGCCCGGCCGCCAUCCCUGCGGCGUGGCGCCCGGCGCCCGCCGCCCCCCGACGCCGAUCGACCGGAGCUGAGGGACCCGACCGACUCGGCGGCCGCUAGACCCGGAACCGGGGGGCCUGCCCGACCCGGUCGCAGCGUUGGGGCGCCAUACAGUCGUAAUACCGCUACAGUGGAACAGCGUAGCAAACAUGGACUUUUCCUUUCCGUUUCAGCGCGAUUUGGCUGCACAGCUGAACCACCCCCACCCGAAGAGCAAACAGCCUACGACGCUUUUGUUGAGCAUUGCGUUGAUAUGUAUCUUGGAUUUAUGGAUGCGGAAUAUAUGCCUGUGGAUGUUGGCGAGAGUGCUCCGCAGG
This is a messenger RNA of Pollicipes pollicipes, 2364 nucleotides long. Its product is annotated as glycine receptor subunit alpha-1-like. Lineage: Eukaryota; Metazoa; Arthropoda; Thecostraca; Pollicipedomorpha; Pollicipedidae. Bases 193 to 2001 code for a protein of 602 amino acids. Gene Ontology annotation, cellular component: membrane. Gene Ontology annotation, molecular function: extracellular ligand-gated monoatomic ion channel activity; transmembrane signaling receptor activity. The record is from RefSeq and is a predicted model, not a curated record. Gene Ontology annotation, biological process: monoatomic ion transmembrane transport. The transcript has a single exon.